AUGUUGCAAGCUCUUCAAACCCUGUUCACCCUCCGCUGGACCCAACAGCCUCAAUUCCGCCCUCUGCCCUCUCACAUCACUCGGACAUUCGUACAGACACCAACAGGACCUUUGGAACUCCUCGUCUGCGAACCAAGAAAGCCAAGUACACGCAGCACCCGCCCAGCGAUCUCCUUCGUCCAUGGCGGAUACGGCUGUGCAAGCGUCUGGCUGGAUUGGAUGACCUACCUCUAUGAACACGACUACACAGGCCGGUUGUAUGCGUACAGCGUACGCAAUCAUGGUGCUAGUCAUGCCGUCUCUUACUUCCAGAUGGUGUUCAACACUUCGCUGGACGGCAUUACUAGCGAUCUCGUCGCUUGCAUGAAUCAUGCCCAGGAGCUGAAUGUGAACCAAAGUAUGACGAUCGUCGCUCAUUCCGCUGGAGGUGGUCUCGCUCAAUACGCCCUCGCCAAGGGCCUAAUCCGCGCCCGAGCACUGUGCCUUGUCGAUGCUGUGCCGCACUACGGUAUGGCCGACCUGUACUGGAACUGGUUCAAGCACGAUCCCUGGUUUCCUCUCAGAAGCCUGCUCCAUCUCGGCCAUCCCAGCUCUCCUCUGUACACGCCAGCGCUCGUCCAAGGGGCAUUCUUCGGAUCAAAGUUCGAUUCGCGAGACGUGGCGAGUUUUAUGCAGUGGAUGCCCUGUUACGAGAGUAUGGGAUGGCCUAUUGGCCAAUUCGGCGGCUUUUGGCGGUGGCUCAGAGGUCGCAAUGCCUGGCUAGAUAUCAAGGACAUACUCCGCCAUAUCGAAGUUUCGCGAGCUGAAGACGAGGACAAAGAUAGCAUCUGCCUGAUAGUUGGUCUGGAGGACAUGAUGUACGACGAAGGAAUGCGCAAGCGGGUGGCAAACGAGUAUAGGCAGUGCAUAUACGAUCUCGAGAGUUGUAAGAAGAUCGACAGACGUAGUUGUGGCGGUGCCGAAGAGAAGGUGGAGGAGUCGGAUAUCAACGGGAUUAUCUCAGAGCGAGAGAGAGGUGUUCGCGUGGUGCUUGUCCAGGACGCAGGGCAUCAUGUCCAGAACGAUGUGCAAAAGACCGACGCCGCGAGGGCUUUAUGGUCGUUUAUCCCGCUGCACAAGGGCAGCGGCGUGUGA
Zasmidium cellare ATCC 36951 is the source of this 1134-nucleotide messenger RNA. RefSeq lists its product as uncharacterized. The transcript is spliced from 2 exons. The record is from RefSeq and is a predicted model, not a curated record. The coding region runs from base 1 to 1134 and encodes 377 amino acids. NCBI's taxonomy places the organism in Eukaryota, Fungi, Ascomycota, Dothideomycetes, Mycosphaerellales, Mycosphaerellaceae.